Molecule: messenger RNA, 1233 nt
Organism: [Candida] anglica
Lineage: Eukaryota; Fungi; Ascomycota; Pichiomycetes; Serinales; Debaryomycetaceae
Source: the annotation of a GenBank genome assembly
AACAAACCCGUGCGCGCAAAACAUUUGAAGAUUUUGCAAAUGACAAAGAUACAAGAGGUAUUAUAACUGAUUGAGAAGUAGCUAAGGAAAAAUAAGAAUAUGUCGGAUCCAACUUCAAAAUAUCCACCCACAAUUCAAAAGCUUUUUGCUCCAAAGCUCCCAUUACAAUAUAAGGCGCCACUUGAUUAUCCAGUGGAGACUAGGAAAACUCAUUAUAUCUCGCCUAUACUGUCCUUAAAGGCACAAUAUACACAAUAUGUGACCGAGUUGCAUCAGAAACAAGUAGAAGAAGAGAAACUUUUAGCAGAAAAUGGAUCGAAAAAUGAAGCUUCUACUCAACAAAUUAAUGCUAAAAGAUCGAUUGUCAAUAAGAAACGUCAUCGAGAAUCAUUUGAACGUCAAUUAAAGGAAUGGAAUGAUCCAGAAUUAUUACAAAAAAACGAACGAGAAUUUAUGAAAGAUCCAUAUAGAACUGUUUUCAUAGCAAGAUUACCAUAUGAGUUAACUGAAUUGGAUAUUAGUAAGAGUUUCGGGAAGUAUGGGAUGAUUGAAUCGAUUCGGAUUAUUAGAGCUCAAUCGAAAUCCACCACUGCAACUCCAAACCCAACUCCAGUGGAAAAUGAAGAUGGACGUGGUAGAAGUAGAGGAUAUGGGUUUGUGGUAUUUGAGAGAGAAUCCGAUGCCACUGCAUGUGUCAGAGAGUUGGCGCCAGUUGGUUUGAAAAUCGGGGGGACGUCACGUACCAUACUAGUAGAUAUAGAAAGAGGACGUCUUCUGCGUAGUUGGAAACCACGUAGAUUAGGUGGAGGUGUUGGAGGUAGACAUUAUACAAAGCCAAAUGCAUUACAUUCCAACAAUGCAUCUGCUGCAGCCAGUGGCAGAAGAUUACACUUAUCAAAUAACCCAUACGCUGGUGGUAGAUCAGGAGGAAGUCAUCAUGGAUCUUCUGGAUCUUCAUCGUACCACCAGAGUAGAAGAGGACCUGUGUCUGGUGCUGGGUACCAUGGCAGUGGUUCAUACGGUGGUAACGGUGGUGCAAGUACAACAUCUACAUCGUUUGGUGGGGCUCCAUUAUCGACCUCCCCAGCACCUCAAGCAGCAUAUUCAUACACAUCAAGAUCUGGUGAUUCACGUACUACGGACUCGGUUCGAGACAAAUAUUCCAAAUAUGCCACUUCAACUAGUAGAACACAAGACAGAUCUAUAAGGAGCAUUAGGGGGCAACGAGAAUAG